Molecule: messenger RNA, 2086 nt
Organism: Tympanuchus pallidicinctus (lesser prairie-chicken)
Lineage: Eukaryota; Metazoa; Chordata; Aves; Galliformes; Phasianidae
Gene: ANKRD13D
Product: ankyrin repeat domain 13D
Exons: 15
Coding region: 108-1961 (617 amino acids)
Cellular component (GO): cytoplasm
Molecular function (GO): protein binding
Source: RefSeq, a predicted model, not a curated record
CGCCCCCGCGCGCAGCCAUUGCGGGCAGGCGCGGAGCUGCCAGUCGGCUCCCUUGCGCUGUCCGGCCCGGCCCCGUCCGGCCCGGGCCCCGGGGACAUGGUGCGGGAAUGGCCCGCGCCGCAGACACCUUCCUGCUGCACCGCCUCGUGUGGCACAACCGGCACCAGGCGCUGGACAGUGCGCUGCGCUCCGGCACGCACGACGUGGAGUUGACGGACCCCCGAGGGCGGACCCCGCUGGAGCUGGCCGUGUCCCUGGGCCACCUGGAGUCGGUGCGGGUGCUGCUGCGGCACAACGCCAACGUGGGCCGGGAGAACGCCAACGGCUGGACAGUGCUGCAAGAGGCAGUGAGCACGGGGGACCCCGAGAUAGUGCAGCUGGUGCUCCAGUACCGUGACUACCAGCGGGCAACGCGGCGUCUUGCUGGCAUCCCCGAGCUGCUCAGCAAGCUGCGCCGGGCCUCUGACUUCUACGUGGAGAUGAAGUGGGAAUUUACCAGCUGGGUGCCUCUGGUGUCCAAGGUGUGCCCCAGUGACGUGUACCGCGUCUGGAAGCGGGGUGAGAGCCUGCGGGUCGACACCACACUGCUGGGCUUUGAGCACAUGACGUGGCAGCGGGGCCGCCGCAGCUACAUCUUCAAGGGAGAAGAGUGCCGAGUGCUGACUCCAUCCCCUCGUGCAGAGGAGGGAGCGGUGGUGAUGGAGGUGGACCACGACAAGCAGGUGGUGUACACUGAGACGCUGGCCCUGGCCCUGCACGAGCCUGACCUGCUGCUGGCGGCCAUGCAGCCCUCAGAGGAGCACGUGGCUGGGCGGCUGACGUCGCCCAUCGUCUCCACGCACCUGGACACCAGGAACAUUGCCUUUGAGCGGAACAAAUCAGGGAUCUGGGGAUGGCGCUCGGAGAAGAUGGAGGUGGUCAGCGGCUAUGAGGCCAAGGUGCCACUGGCAGGGUGUACAGCGCCAGCAAUGUGGAGCUGGUCACCAAGACGAGGACGGAGCACCUCUCAGACCAGGACAAGUCUCGCACUAAAGGCUCCCGCACCCCCUUCCACUCCUUCCUGGGCCUGGCACAGCAGCACGGCACCCACAAUGGGGCACCCGCACCCCCAGCCGCCAGCCCCACCAAUCCCACGGCCAUCACCCUCGAGGAGUACUUUGACCCACACUUCGACCUGGAAGCACGCAACAUCGGGCGCCCCAUUGAGGUGUCCAGCAAGGUUCAAGGCUACGCUGUGGCUCUGCGAGCAGCACCCGCUGUCGCUGGCCGAGCAGGUGACGCCCAUCAUCGACCUGAUGGCCAUCUCCAACGCGCACUUUGCCAAGCUGCGGGACUUCAUCACCCUCAAGCUGCCCCCUGGCUUCCCCGUCAAGAUUGAGAUCCCCCUGUUCCAUGUCCUCAACGCCCGCAUCACCUUCAGCAACCUCUGUGGCUGUGACCAACCGCUAGGCUCCGUACGGGUCUGCAACCCCACUCAGCCCCCCGGUGCCAGGGCGGCUGGGCCUGGAGGAUGGCCGUUCCCGUGCGAGGUGGAGCCGGCGGUGUUCGAGGUGCCGCCGGGAUACACGGUGCUGGGCGCGGGGCGCAGCGAGCCGCCGCGGGACGAAGACGACGACCUCCUGCAGUUCGCCAUCCAGCAGAGCCUGCUGGACGCCGGCACCGAGAGCGAGCAGGUGACCGUGUGGGAAGCGCUGACCAACGCCCGCCCGGGGCCGCGCCCGCCGCCCUACGACGAGGAGCUGCAGCUGGAGCGGGCGCUCCAGGAGAGUCUGCUGCUGCAAGCGGGGCCCGGCCCGGCCGACGGCGAGACCGCCCCCAACCCCGGCUACGGCGGCUUCGCGGAGCAGCUGCGCUUGGCCAUGGCUCUGUCGGAGCGCGAGCAGGAGGAGCGCGAGCGGCGGCGGCGGGAGGAGGACGAGGAGCUGCAGCGCAUCCUGCGCCUCUCGCUCACCGACAAGUAGCGGCCCGGAACGGGGGAGCGGCGCCCGGCGCUCCCGGAGCUGAGCUGCUCCCCCGUCCCCCGCCUCGCCCCAGGGGAGGCGGCUCCCGUCGGAUGUACAUGGACAUAUACAGAGCUUCAUCGACA